GAGGCGGAGAGGAACAAAGUCCUCUGGGAUGCCGAUGACGCAAAGGGGUGGCUGUGCUCCUGCGCUUGUCGGGGGAGCUCGGCACUCUUGGAUGGCGCAUACAUGUGGUGCUGCCUUUGAGUGUUCGUCUCUUUUAGAGGACUCGGUUUCUUCUUCUGGCAGAAAUAAAGGGUGUUCUAGUGAGAUAGUGGGUCAGAUGCCUCUAAGAUGCAUUUCUUGUAAUGUACCAACAGUGCAUGGUCAGGCUGGUGCAGAUGCUCCUGUCAGUGGUGCAGAUAGGGUGCCUUGCACACCCUUUGGGUUAGGCAAAUUAGCUGGAGGGGGCACUCUGGGUCUAGGCGUCACAUUCAGUGACUAUAGCGAGUUUGAAUCUAGCUAUAAGCAGUGGCUAGCUGCCAAAUUCACUCCCAUGAGAAUUGGUCACUCUGAAAAAAAUUUGUCUAGUUGCACAAGCCCUACAUCUAAGGACCCCUUCCCUUAUAGGCGUAUCACUUUUGAGUGCUGCCGUGCUGGGAAGUCUCGAUCUAGAGGAAACGGCAUCCGAAACAAGCAGAGGUAUCUUGCGACAGGAUGCCUAUGCAAGGUGUCAGUUUCUUUAAUUGUGGAACCGAUGCCUCAUUAUAAAGUUCACAGCAUGGUAGAGGGCCACAACCAUCCCGAAGGGCCAGGGUUCGAAAUGUGGUAUCCGCAGAACAGGCUUCUAAACAAGGCUGAAAAGAAAGAAUUUGAAGACGUCCUUUCAUGCAAUGUUAAACCAAAGGAUUUGAAAGAGUUGGUAUUUAAAAAGACUGGAAAGCAUAUUACAUCGCAAGACGUUAGGAAUGUAAAGCAUGAAAAUGUGAGGAAAAUCGAGAAUAGUCUGCAUCAUGGUUCUCUCUUGUUAAAGCAAAUGGAAGAUUUAGUUAAAAAAUGUCCUGGUUGGAUUGUACACAUUGAAAAGGAUUCUAGCAAUCAGCUUUUGUUUGUAUUAUUUCAGUCUAACUUAAUGAGGCAGUUCACAGAAAAUUAUUCAGAGGUAUUAUUUUUCGAUGGCACUUACAAGGUUAAUAUUGAAUGUUAUAUUCUUCAUUCAGUACUCUGCGAGGACAGCACAAGCCAUGGGAGACCGAUCUGUUACAUGUUUGUGCAGCGGGAGACUAAAGAAAUUCUUCAAGCAGCUAUAGCGAAGUUCCUCGAUUUAAAUCCUGCUGUGGUGUCGAAUUGUAAUGUAGCGGUGAUGGAUAAGGACCUUAAUGAAAUGAAUAUUCUUGCACAGCUGCUACCAAAUUGUAGAAUUUUGCUAUGCUCUUGGCAUGUGGUAAAGUAUCUGCACCAAAGAGUUUCGCAACUUUGUUCUAGCAGAGUCGACAAGCAAGCCGUUAAGUCUCUCAUAUCAAAGCUAGUUUUCUCUUAUGAUGACAAUACUUACCAGGAACUCUUGGAAGAGCUUGAAAAUGAAAUGCAAAAGGAGCUUGAAAGUGAAAAGCAAAAAAAGUCCAGCUUUCUUGAGUUUUAUUAUAAAAAUUGGCACGACUGUAGGGAGAUGUGGGUGCAUGCAUACCGUCGUAACAUCUAUACCUUUGGGAAUAACACUAACAACAGAAUGGAAAGCCACAAUCAAAAGAUAAAGCAGUUUAUGCACCAGCGUAUGCAUUUAGUUGAUGCUGUCAAAGCCUUGGUUCAAUAUGUAAACCAUGAUACUUUAUCUGUUAGCUUUGCACAAUUCCAAGAAACCAUGCUGUGCCUUGACACACGAAAAAUUGAUGCAUUUCAUAUUCAGGUAUCUACCAACUGUACAGGAUAUGCUAGCAACUUAAUUUAUAAGGAGUAUGAAUCUUACUUAAAUGGAAAUCUUGCAUAUUGUAUGAAUAAUGGACAGCAUACAGUCAAUAGUAAAAGUAAUUGUUACAUUGUUUCACAGGAUUUAACUGCCUGUACAUGCACAUUCCAAAAUCAGUUCCGGCUUCCUUGUAGACAUAUCUUUGCUGUUAGAUCUAAUCUUUCAGUGGAUCUUUUCGAUGUCAAAUGUGUUGCAUUUCGGUGGUUAAAGUCUGGCUUUGUUGAAACUGAUGUAGAUACUGCACAGGCAGUAGCGCAAAAAAUUAGUUUGAAUGUAUCAACUAAAGGAAAUCCCAAACUGGACACGACGGAAUCAAAGUAUAAUUACGCUUUAAGUGAGCUCUCGGAAUCGUGCAAAAGCAUAGCAAACACUUUGGCAUGCUGUGGUAAAUCUGAGCUGCUCGAAAAGUUAUCUGAAAUAAAGAGUUUUUUUAAUAACCUGAUAACCUAUCCUAGGAAUAAGACUUCCAAAACAGUAUUCAAUCAAGAUGAACAGCAGGAUUUGAAGCAGGCUCAUUGCAAGGAUGAAGAUGAGCUAAAUGAAGAAGGGUCAUUUGGUAGUGAGGAUGGCAUUGUAGAGAGCCCUGCUAGUAUUCCAAGCAUUAAAAGGGAGGAAAUUUGCAAUUCGAGCACUGUUGAGCGUACGCAAUUAAAGCAGCAUUUUGUGGACCACAAUUAUUGCAAAAGUUUAGACAUGAAUACAAACUCUUCAGACAUAAUUACUCUGUCUCCAGAACCGGAAUUUCAUAAUGAAAGAAAACGUGCUGAAGUUUCACAUACUGUUGUAGAUCUGACCUGUGACGAAGUAUUGGAUAAAGACGUAUUGAUUGUUCCAUUGAAUAAGUCUCCUCGUGGUAGGCCCAGUAAAAGAAAGAGGACAUCUAAAGUGCAGGCAUUGCCAAUCAUGAAGUCUGGUAAAAGUAGCACUAAUUGUAACAUCAGCGACCGCAGCAUGCUUCGUUUAGAGCGUGCAGCACGUUAUAUUACGCAGCAUGAUUUAUUGUGUGAGCAAGGCAUUGAAUGGUUAAAUGACAAUUUGAUCAAUGAGGCACAAUCACUUAUUCAUACACAGUUUAACCAUGUUGGGGGGCAACAGGAUGUUCUUCUUGGCCCAAGAUUGUUGUUUAAAAAGCAAGAUAAAUUUGUCCAGAUCCUUCAUAUUCCAGAUCAUGAACAUUGGGUGACUAUUACAAAUUAUGGGGCCCCAAACAAUUCAGUAUUUUUAUUUGACUCCCUCUUCGAAGAAAUAUCAAACAAUUUGGUUUCUCAGGUCUUAAAUAUCAUGGGAUUAGAUUUACAUCAGCUCAUUGUUUGCCAGAUGAACACAUAUGAUUGUGGGGUGUAUUCUAUAGCCAAUGCAUAUUGCAUUGCAUCUGGACAGGAUCCAUGUUCUCAAAAUUUUGACCAGAGUUCUAUGCGAGGCCACUUAUUACGAUGUCUUUAUGAUGGUGAAAUUUUACACUUCCCUAUUACAACUUCACGUGUGCCUAGAAUGAAGCGUAGAAAAAUUUGUUAUGCUGACAGGACAUUAUUGCUAGAUACGAGUGGACAUAUGUAAUAGAAGCUGCAUUUUUUUAAAUACCAAGUGUAACAAAAAGGUGUGGCUUUAAAUGUUUGAUUUACCAGUCACAACCACCUAAUGUUUGUUCCUUCAGAAAUGAAAAUCUUAAGUUAAUGCUCAUGAUAACGAUAAAUAUAAAAUAAUUUCCCUUUAAUAUAAAGAAUAUUUAGCUUUAAAUUUAGCCGCAGCCAAUGAUGAAGGGUUGCCUGAGCCUCUACUUCUGUGUGAGCCAUAGGUCCCAAUCUGAGGCUUUACCUUUAAAUUAUUUUAUUAAUUUGCAAGAACCUGCAUGGAUUAUCUGCAGGUAUAGCCUAAAUUUAUUAAGCAUAAAGCUCUGUGAACAUAUACUAAACUUUUAUACAUAAAACGGGUAGGUUCUGCUUUUGUUACUGUACUCUUGUUAUUAAUUGUGCCAGUCGGGUCUUUAGCUUUAUUGAUACUACAGUGUGAG
Ixodes scapularis (black-legged tick) is the source of this 3830-nucleotide messenger RNA. RefSeq lists its product as uncharacterized. The record is from RefSeq and is a predicted model, not a curated record. NCBI's taxonomy places the organism in Eukaryota, Metazoa, Arthropoda, Arachnida, Ixodida, Ixodidae. Gene Ontology annotation, molecular function: zinc ion binding.